GGCGCAGGCGCAACCGCGGCGUGACUAAGAUGGAGGCCGGGGCAGCGCUGCCGCCGUUCUGGGCCGGGGGCCCGGCCCCGGGGCAAACGUACAUCCCCCGGGCCCUGGGACACACCGGCACCGCCCCCCGGGGCUCCUGGGGCAUCGGCAUCGCGCCCGCCGCGCUGCCCGCCGGCCGCACCCUGAGCCCGAUGGUGACCGGCACGUCGGUGCUGGGGCUGAAGUUCUCCGGGGGGGUGAUGCUGGCCGCAGACACGGUGGGAUCCUACGGAUCCCUGGCGCGAUUCCGGGGAAUCUCCCGGCUCCUCAAGGUCAACGACUCCACCGUGCUCGGAGCCUCCGGCGACCUGGCGGAUUUCCAGCACCUGCGGCAGCUCCUGGAGCAGAUGGUGAUCGACGAGGAGCUGCUGGGGGACGGGCACAGCUACAGCCCGCGGGCGCUGCACUCGUGGCUGACGCGGGUCCUGUACAACCGGCGCUCCAAGAUCAAUCCCCUCUGGAAUACCGUGCUCAUCGCCGGUGUCUACGGCGGGGAGAGUUUCCUGGGUUAUGUGGACAUGCUGGGCGUGGCCUACGAGGCGCCGUCGCUGGCCACAGGAUUCGGGGCUUACCUGGCCCAGCCACUGCUGCGGGCGGAGCUGGAGCGGGAUCAGGAUCGGCUCCCAACGCGGGAGGAGGCGCGGGAACUGCUGGAGCGCUGCCUGAGGGUGCUCUACUACAGGGAUGCUCGGUCAUUUAAUAGGUAUGAGGUCGCCACGGUGACGGAGAAGGGUGUGGAGCUGGAGGGACCCCUGACCCUGGAGGCCAACUGGGACAUCGCCCACGCGGUCAGAGGUUUUGAGUGAUCUCCAGGAGCUGCUUUGGCCUCAGCCCAUUUUUAUUCCCAUCCCUUCUUCCCCUCUGGAAUGGCAAAUCUGGUGUUUUUUGGGAAUAAAAUCCAUUGUUUAAGACCA
Molecule: messenger RNA, 953 nt
Organism: Taeniopygia guttata (zebra finch)
Lineage: Eukaryota; Metazoa; Chordata; Aves; Passeriformes; Estrildidae
Gene: PSMB4
Product: proteasome 20S subunit beta 4
Cellular component (GO): proteasome core complex; cytoplasm
Source: RefSeq, marked provisional